Messenger RNA from Ectocarpus sp. CCAP 1310/34, 1374 nucleotides. Lineage: Eukaryota; Phaeophyceae; Ectocarpales; Ectocarpaceae. The record is from the annotation of a GenBank genome assembly.
AUGCCAUGGCCAAGAAGAGAAGACGACGCAGAAGACCGUGCCAAAAUCCUUGGGGAUGCAGCAGACAUGAUCUUCGAACUCAUGUGCGAUAGAGCGACAUCGGAACAGUGGGCGGAGUGGCUGAGAGCCCCUCUGGAGCAUGCAGCAGGCACGGCCAACCAAGACUUGGUGGAGAAGUUGUUGAAAGCUGGAGCAAACGGGAGCGCGGGCCGGCGGGGUUGUGAUGACAACACUCUGCUGCAUGCGGCUGCCGAGGGCGGGAACGAGGAGGAGGUGGUGACGGCUCUCAUCAAGGCUGGCGCUGAAGAAGACAUUGAGGCCAAAGUCGUGGGCAUGGUGCGGGGGACUCCACUCCACGUUGCAGUUGCAACUGGGAAGGAGGCUGCGGCACGGGCGAUGAUGCUUGCCGGGGCCGAUGUGAAUGCGGCGGACCGCAACGGCGACACUACUCUCCUUGAUCUUGUCAUCGGAUGUCGGGGUUUCGCACGUGACUGCCCUAUCCAUGCCGCCGUGUUGGUAAACUCGUGGCUUCUGGGGAAAAUAUGUUGUAUUGAUGAGACCUUGGACCAGGAGAACAGGUCAAAAGGUGGAGUGAGCUGGGUGGGUGCACAGCAUCCCAGCAGCAUCACGCUUGGGCAUUCGCCCGAUCACGCAUAUUCACCGAACACGGACCGAUGCAUGGAACGGGCCAAUGCACUUUCCUACGUAUUACACAUCCUCGGGCUAAUUCCCGACAUUCAAACUAUCCUAUCAGACUCUUUACGCUUCUGUCGAUACACAUGCCUCUAUCUCGAACACGCCGCCCGUCAAGGUCGGCAUGACGUCGUGCAUGCCUUGGCCUACAAGGGGGCGGAUCUCGACGCUCUUGAUGAUGAAGGCAUGACCCCUAUCAGUCUUGGGACGAACCUUUCGAAAACCGCUUUGCACGUUGCCGUCAAGUGCAACAAAGCAGGCGCCAUCCCAGCGUUCAUCGAAGCCGGGGCCGACAUUGAAGCUCGAACGUCACUUGGACGAUCACCACUUUGGUACGUGGCCUGGAAGGGGCCUUGCGCUGCCAUGCUCGUUCUCCUACAACUGGGUCCCGACGCGAAGAGCCACGACGAAGUUGGAUGGACUUGCUUGCACGCCGCGUCCCAAAAGGGCCAUGCCGACGCCGCGGAUCUGCUUCUGAGAUGGGGUGCAGAUGAGAUAGCAGUGGACGAAGGGGGUGUCACCACUCCCAGCGCGCUCAUGCCAGUAAUUGCUCAAGCUGACGAAAGAGACCGCCCAAGACUCGAACGUCUGACAGCGCUACUGGAGAAGGCUCCGCAGGAUAGGGCCUGGCGUUGUUUGCGGCCUAUGCCACUUAUUUAUAGGGUGAGACUGUUUUGGUGA